AUGUCCCGCCACUACCGCCUGGCGUCUUCGCCUAUCCAUACCCUUACGGGUACCCUGCCCCGCAUGGUUCGCCCAAGAGUCACUCGACUCGGACGUCGUCCACCACGCAUCGUCGUUCGGGAGGUCACCGAGAUGAGUAUCGUCACCAUCGACGGCGAGCGACAGACCCGCGUUACCCAGGUGGCUACGCGCCGCCUGCUGCCCCGGGAAUGUUCCAACCCUCGCCGUCUGGUGUGUAUCAGCCAACGCCGCCGACACCGUUGUACGUGCUGCAGUCGACGGGCGGGUCCCAGGGUGCGAUGA
Messenger RNA from Schizophyllum commune H4-8, 303 nucleotides. RefSeq lists its product as uncharacterized. The record is from RefSeq and is a predicted model, not a curated record. Lineage: Eukaryota; Fungi; Basidiomycota; Agaricomycetes; Agaricales; Schizophyllaceae. The coding region runs from base 1 to 303 and encodes 100 amino acids. The transcript has a single exon.